Dioscorea cayenensis subsp. rotundata (Guinea yam) is the source of this 593-nucleotide messenger RNA. RefSeq names its product heavy metal-associated isoprenylated plant protein 28-like. The transcript is spliced from 3 exons. The record is from RefSeq and is a predicted model, not a curated record. Lineage: Eukaryota; Viridiplantae; Streptophyta; Magnoliopsida; Dioscoreales; Dioscoreaceae. The coding region runs from base 76 to 534 and encodes 152 amino acids. Gene Ontology annotation, molecular function: metal ion binding.
AAGACUUUGGCAUUCAUCCCUUUGUUAUCUAAAGAAACCAUUGUAGCUUAAAGCCUUAAAUUAAGAGAGCUAAACAUGACGAUUGUAGAGAUGUGUGUGCACAUGGAUUGUGAAGGUUGUGAGAGCAAGAUAAGACGUGCAUUACAAAAAUUAAAAGGAGUGGACGAUGUAGAUAUAAACAUGUCCAUGCAAAAAGUUACUGUAACCGGUUAUGUAGAGCAAAAGAAAGUUCUCAAGACUGUGAGGAAGACUGGUAGACGAGCGGUUUUGUGGCCGUAUACUCACAAUACUACUGAGUACAAUGCCUAUAAUCAAUACUAUCCUCAACAUCAUCCGGCGUUGAAUGUUACUGCCCAAUCUUAUAAUUCUCAUUCAUCGGCUCCAUCAUCAUCUUAUAACUACUAUAAACAUGGUUAUGAUGAUUCAAACAUGCAUGUUUAUCAUCAGAGUUCGGCUUAUAAUUCUAGUGUUAUUGGAGAGAGGGCAGGAAAUAUGUUUAGUGAUGACAACACCUCUGGUUGCUCUAUAAUGUGAAAGGGGAAAUUUGAUGUUAUGUUAUAUAUAUUUUCAUGUUAUGUUUGAGUAUUUCUUUA